Molecule: messenger RNA, 456 nt
Organism: Cyphomyrmex costatus
Lineage: Eukaryota; Metazoa; Arthropoda; Insecta; Hymenoptera; Formicidae
Exons: 1
Coding region: 1-456 (151 amino acids)
Source: RefSeq, a predicted model, not a curated record
AUGGAACAAGAAACGCUUAGGUCCAGCGAAGAAAAACAAUGCGAGGAGCAUUUCGGUUCUACGUUUAGCAGAGAAGAAGACGGCCGCUUUGUAUUGCAUCUGCCGGUAAAGAAUUCCAUAGAGGAACUAGAAGAUUCUUAUAAGGGUGCGGAAAAACGCCUAAGAGCGUUAGAGCGAAGAUUGGAAAAACAACCAGUCUUAAAAGAACACUAUCAUGAAUUUUUAAAGGAAUAUAUACAAUUGGGUCAUAUGACCGAAAUACAAUCAAGCAAUAUUCACACUGAUGGAGCAUACUACAUUCCGCAUCAUGCUGCGAUAAAGGAAGAAAGUACCACGACAAAGACAAGAGUUGUCUUUGAUGCAUCGUUUAAAACAACAUCGGGGAAAUCACUUAAUGACCUACUCUUGGUAGGACCAAUUAUUCAAGAGAAUCCGAAAGCGUUUAUAAUUAAUUGA